CAAAAACUCGUGCUUAUGAGUGGUACAAAGCGUUCAAAAGCGGUCGAGAUGUGAUGGAAGAUUUGCCUCGCUCUGGUAGGCCAUCAACGUCUGCAACUGAAGUUAACAUCGCAAAAGUGAAGGAAAUAGUGACUGAAAAUCCUCAUUCAACUUUGAGAGAGAUAGCCACCGAACUUUCUGUAUCUCACGAGUCGAUCCGUACCAUUUUAACUAAUAAUUUGGGUAUGAAACAUGUUGCCGCUCGGCUAGUCCCAAAAGACCUGAAUUUUUUUCAAAAACUCAAUCGCAUGAGAGUCGCUGAGGACAUGCUAGAACGAGUCAAUUCCGACCCAACAUUCAUGAAACGCAUUGUUACUGGUGACGAGACGUGGGUUUACGAGUUUGACAUGCAAUCUAGUCAACAAGCUUCGGAGUGGCGCCUUCCAACUGAACCGAAACCGAAAAAACCAAGACAAAGUCGUUCAAAAGUCAAAGUCAUGUUGACUGUUUUCUUUGACUAUCGCGGUGUUGUGCACUCGGAAUUCUUGCCGGAAGAAGGAGCAUAUUUUGAAGGUGAUAAAAUAAAUUUGGAUGAAUAACAAACAGUUUGUGUAUUAUUGAUCUUUUCCUGCUACUUUCUUGACAGAGUAG
This is a messenger RNA of Amyelois transitella, 630 nucleotides long. RefSeq lists its product as uncharacterized. NCBI's taxonomy places the organism in Eukaryota, Metazoa, Arthropoda, Insecta, Lepidoptera, Pyralidae. The transcript is spliced from 2 exons. The record is from RefSeq and is a predicted model, not a curated record. Gene Ontology annotation, molecular function: nucleic acid binding. Bases 54 to 578 code for a protein of 174 amino acids.